Microsporum canis CBS 113480 is the source of this 789-nucleotide messenger RNA. Its product is annotated as pentatricopeptide repeat protein. Gene Ontology annotation, molecular function: protein binding. NCBI's taxonomy places the organism in Eukaryota, Fungi, Ascomycota, Eurotiomycetes, Onygenales, Arthrodermataceae. Bases 1 to 789 code for a protein of 262 amino acids. The record is from RefSeq and is a predicted model, not a curated record. The transcript is spliced from 3 exons.
AUGUUUCGUUCCGGAAAUGCCAACCUUGGUUACACUCGUGCCUCAGGGGCGAGCACUGUCCUAAGUUCCAAAAGGAUUGCAAGAAUUCCGUCAGUUCUAAUUCAUCAGUCCCAGCAUCCUAGCUAUCCUUCUCGUCAUUAUAGCUCUGUACGCACAUGGAAAAGCCGCAAUUACACGGAAGAUAGGGAAAGCAGGCCAUAUGCAACAAAAUGGGGAGCAAAAGACCGCCAUCGAGCCAUUGGGGAUAGAGGGAGAUGGCAACGGAAGGCCAAUAAAGAGGAAACGAGGUUAACAGAAGAGACAGAGAUCAAGCAGGGAGAGGAAGGAGAAGGAGAGGAAAAUGAAGAGUAUGAGAGCCCAGGACGAGAACUCAAAAAACGACUCAGCCAAGCGGAAUUCGAGAAGGAGAUGCAAUAUAUUCAGCGUGACCGAGUGGCUUUGGCUCGAAGAGUGAAGCAGUUACUCACGCUUGGCCAUGAGGAAAAGGCAAUUCUGCUAGUCAGGGCAUCUCAGAAUGCAAAGAUUGACUGCAUUGCCUCUUGGAACGCUCUGAUUGAAUACAAGAUGAAAAACGGGCAUAGAAAGGAGGCUAUGAAAUUAUUCAAUGAUAUGAAGAAAAGAGGUCGCGCUCCAAACGAGCGAACGUUUACAACUCUCCUGUCGGGGUUGGCGGCUGAACCUCUGGGCAUUUGCUGGGGAGAUACCAGAACACGGAGAGAGCGCACCAAACUCCGUCACAUAUACCAUUAUUCUGAACGCUAUACGAACAUCCGUACUCGAAUUCACUGA